Molecule: messenger RNA, 1787 nt
Organism: Xyrauchen texanus (razorback sucker)
Lineage: Eukaryota; Metazoa; Chordata; Actinopteri; Cypriniformes; Catostomidae
Product: specifically androgen-regulated gene protein-like
Exons: 5
Coding region: 141-1787 (548 amino acids)
Source: RefSeq, a predicted model, not a curated record
CACACACCAUAAUCUGCGAAGCACCUGUACGCGUAUGGAUUGUUGAAUUGUCUUCUAACUCUACUCUGCACUGGAGGGGAAAAAAAACGUUUCAUCUACGCUGUUAGAGCACUGGCAAUUUAAAGUUUGCAUCAUUUGCAAUGCCCAAAAGAGAAGCAUGGCAAGAUGGCAAUGCCCUUGACACGAUGGGAGAAAUGGACAGUACUGGCAUCUGCGACAGUGUGGUCAGCUUCAGCUCAUUCUUUAGUGAUGAUAAUCUGGAGUACCUGUCUGCUGAAGAGAAGGCUUGUCUCAUGUUCCUAGAGGAGACCAUUCAGUCACUAGAUACAGAGGAUGGCAGUGGACUGUCCAUUGAUGAGUCCGAUAAAUCGCCAGCUCGAGGAAAUGUGGCUACUAAAGCAGCGCACCUUUCAGCGUCAAUAGGACUGAACAAGCUCUCUGCUCAAGACAUUCCCAAACGCCACUCUGAUGGUCCAUUAUCAUCUGGCAGCCCAGUGCGAAAUGACAUUCUAAACUAUAUGGUACCUACUCCAUUUGUCCUGGCAAACCAUAACUCGCAAAUUCCAGUCAGACCUGGACUGGUUGCAUCUUGUAAAAAGGAGCCAACCAAAGUGAAGAUGGCUUCUGAAUGUCGCAAACUGUGCCAGGAAGCUCCACGGCUUCCUUCAGAGGUCAGUGUAGUUGUAAUACCACCUCCACAUAAAAUCAUAUGCAACAAAGAUACAGUCAUUGAAAAUCUGAAUGACCCGAGACCAGAGAAAUUGCCCAGUAGAGGGCCCCUGUCUUACGAGGGUCUGGUCUACCUGCGUAAGAGUGCAUCAAUGCGGAAAAUCCACGCAGAUGAGUCCAAAACUGGAGAGAAGGAGGUUUCUGCAAAGACCAUGGAAAGUAGAAGCUUCAAGCCCAUUCCCCCUCCUGUGGCGCCUAAGCCAAAAAUGAAAACUCCACAAAAAGCACCAAUGAACCAGGAAGGAGCCACAACCUCCUCAAACAUGCCUUCAUCUGACAUGUUACGAGUGGAUACAUUAAUGAACCCAGAGAAAGUGAGACUAGAGGCUCUUUGUAAGUUGGGUCUCUUCAAAGAGGAAACAUCUAAUUCGAGGCGGCACAUGACAACAGGACAGAUCCUAACAUCUCAACAAUUGAAGCUUUUACAAUCCCCAGCAAACUCAGUGCAAAACCAAACUACAGGUGAACAUCUUUCACGUAUCACAGCAAGACCUGCAGAACUGAUCAACCAACCAGUGCAGAGUUGUAACCCUCUCCACCAGAGGUCCAUGAGUGAUCUUUGCACAGCUCCUUCACAUCCACAACGUACCAGUAUGAUUUCAGUGGGAAAAGCUGCCACACUGGAGUGCAAUGGGAUGGGAGGACAAAUUUGUACAUCCAAUCAUGGAUCCUCAACUUCUAGCAACACUGACUUAAAUACAGUUUCUCAGAAUCACCAUUCUUGUUCUUCACCUCAUGGACCCAAAAACCACCUCACAGACACUCAGAAAGAUGACAAUGAGUUCACAUUUGGAAAGGCUGAAGAGUUGGGGCAAGUAGCCUCAAAUACAUUUUCUCAGAACCUCCAGUCAUGUUCUUCUACACAAGGGACAAAGAACCAUCUCAGAGACACUCAAAUGGAUGCUAGUAUGUCAACACUCAGAAAAGCCCAGCAGUUGAAGCAAGUAACCUCAUCCCAUUCCAAAUCGCCACAUGUUCGAGUAUUGAACGUGCCAGUGCACAGCAUUGGAAAGGAUCGGAGAGAGGCACUACGCAAACUAGGGUUGCUGAAAAAUUGA